Messenger RNA from Neurospora tetrasperma FGSC 2508, 1179 nucleotides. RefSeq lists its product as uncharacterized. The transcript is spliced from 6 exons. NCBI's taxonomy places the organism in Eukaryota, Fungi, Ascomycota, Sordariomycetes, Sordariales, Sordariaceae. The coding region runs from base 1 to 1179 and encodes 392 amino acids. The record is from RefSeq and is a predicted model, not a curated record.
AUGUAUGGACGUCAGACCAUCCUUGAAAUGAUCAGAAAGGCGUUAUGGUGGAGGAACCCGGUGUGGGAUGUCAUCGGUCUGUCGCUGCCGACUUCGAUCUUCACCUCUCUCCUCCUGGCCCCUUCCUGGUGCGCCGUGCCUCUGGGUUGCUGUCGUCAAGGUUUACGGUUCUGUAAAGUUUCUCAACACCCUGCUUCCAUGAUGAGGAUCGCUAUUGCAGGAGGCGGCUCCUUUGCCUACAUUCUAGCCCAGGAGAUCUCCAAGAGUGCUCAUCCCCCCCAUCCCGAGUUCGAAGAAAACCUUCCUUCCUGCCAGCUCGCCCUAGUAGACUACCAAAACGUCGAAGACCUGCACUACGUUCUCCGCGGCGUCGACCUCCUCAUCUCCACCAUCUCCAACAACGAGCAGCUCAACCUCAUUGACGCCGCCCGCCGUGCCCGCGUCCGGUGCUUCGUCCCUUCCGAGUUCGAGGGGCCGCUUUCCCAGCGCCCACCGGCCAACUCAAUCGACCCGCUCGACAACCGCGGCUCCCGCGCCGCUUUGGACCUUUUAGAAAGCUGGUCCCAAUCCCGCUCGCACCGGAUGAACUACACCGUGUUCUCAUGCGGAAUCUUCAUGGAAAGGUUUGCCCGCGGUGGGCUUCAGCCUUGGGGAAUUGGGACACAGCUGGGCUUGAUGGGGCCGAUGCCAACGUGUGAUUAUUUGGUGAAUAUUGAACAGGGCACGGCGGAGGUGGUGGAGCGGGAUGCCCAGGGACGGAUGGCGUAUGUGGCUAUGACGAGUAUGUAUGAUGUUGCGAGGUUCGUGGCGGCGGCGGUGGAGUUGACGGGAGUGGGAGCGUUGGGAUUACCGUUGGAGAGGUGGCCGAGGGAGUGGAGGGUUAGGGGGGAUUGUAUGGCGGUAGGGGAGGUGGUAAGGGUUUGUGAGGCUGUUAGGGGUGCCCAGUUCAGCGUCACAAGACGGUCCUAUCAAGAGGCUGAGGCCUGGGCGAAUGAAUGCCAACUUGCUGGCGAUGUCGCGACAUCUUUCUACUAUCAGAGGCUGUUGCAGACUGCUAAUGGGAGGUAUUGUAUUCGCUCGACGAACCUCGGCGAGUUGGUUAAUCAGAGCGAGAGGACGGCUUUUCAGCCGAUGAGAUUCAGGACGUGGUUGGAGCAGGUUUGGGGACGUGUUCUGUAG